GACCUGGCAACGGAGCUGCAGCUUCCAGACCUCAGGCCGCCUGGCGACUCCGGGCUGGGACCGCGAGGGCAGCUCCGCGCCGAGGUGGGACGGCAGGUAGGGAACGGAGGUGGGGCCCAUCGGGGGCCCGCACGUGGAGAGUAGGCGGAUCCGGCAGCUGCGCGCGGACGCGGGCGCGCGUGGAGAGGGGGCGAGAGUUGGCAUUCGGUGGUCCUGGCGGUUAGCUGAGUGGGCCUUUUGAGCCGCUCGGUGGACACCAGGCUCUCUGGUAGGCCUGGCCUACUCAGAAACAGCAGGAGAGAGAAAAAACAGGCCGGCUGUGAGAAGCCAAGGACACCGAGUCAGCCAUGGCACCUAAGGCAGCAAAGGGGGACAAGCCAGCAAAGGGGGACAAGCCGGCAAAGGGGGACAAGCCGGCAAAGGGGGACAGGCAGGCGGCAAAGGGGGACAAGCCGGCGCCAGUGUCAGCUCCACCUCCAGCCAAAGACCAACCCGCCAAAGACCAACCCGGAGAGGAUGAGGACGAUGAGGCGGCAGCACCGAAGAAACCCAAGUCAGUGCAGCCCAAGCACGAAGUGGGCACGAGGAAGGGGUGUCGCCGCUACCGGUGGGAAUUAAAAGACAGCAAUAAAGAGUUCUGGCUCUUGGGGCACGCUGAGGUCAAGAUUCUGAGUGUGGUCUGCCUAAUAGUGGCAAUGAUGCUGUUCUCCUCACUCACCGUGCACCCCAUCUUGAAGCUUAUCAUCACCAUGGAGAUAUCCAUCUUCAGCUUCUUCAUCUUACUGUACAGCUUUGCCAUUAACAGAUACAUACCCUUCAUCCUGUGGCCCAUUUCUGACCUCUUCAAUGACCUGUUCUCCUUUGCGUUUCUUGUGGGAGCCAUGGUCUUUGCUGUGAGAAGUCGGCAGUCCAUGCAUCUCCACUACUUACUUGGUGUGAUCCUUAUGGGUUUGGCUGCAUUUUUUGCUUUUAUCGAUGUGUGUCUUCAAAGAAACCACUUCAGAGGCAAGAGGGCCAAAAAGCAUAUGCUGGUUCCUCCUCCAGGAAAGGAAAAAGGACCCCAGCAGGGCAAGGAACCAGAGCCCGCCAAGCCACUGGAAGCUGCCAAGCCACCGGAGCCAGCAAAGGGAAAGAAAUGACUUGGCGGAGGCUCCUGGUGUCUGAAACGGCAGUGGAUUGUACAGCAAUGUUUCCACUCUCUGCCUUGUCUUCUUUCUAGAAUGGUUUUCUUUUCCAUUUUAAUUACCACCUUUGCUUGGAAAAGAAUAGAUUAAUAGAUUCUAAAAGCCUAAA
Molecule: messenger RNA, 1293 nt
Organism: Cebus imitator (Panamanian white-faced capuchin)
Lineage: Eukaryota; Metazoa; Chordata; Mammalia; Primates; Cebidae
Gene: CMTM2
Product: CKLF like MARVEL transmembrane domain containing 2
Exons: 4
Coding region: 348-1139 (263 amino acids)
Cellular component (GO): membrane
Source: RefSeq, a predicted model, not a curated record